Molecule: messenger RNA, 1288 nt
Organism: Anoplophora glabripennis (Asian longhorned beetle)
Lineage: Eukaryota; Metazoa; Arthropoda; Insecta; Coleoptera; Cerambycidae
Gene: asf1
Product: histone chaperone asf1
Exons: 4
Coding region: 230-838 (202 amino acids)
Biological process (GO): DNA replication-dependent chromatin assembly
Cellular component (GO): nucleus
Molecular function (GO): histone binding
Source: RefSeq, a predicted model, not a curated record
GUUUUGUCUUUGUAUUUAAUCUAUGGUUUUGUCUAGGCGCGUAAAUAUUCUUUGGUUGUCAAAUAGUAGCGAAGUAGUUUGUUUUUGUGCAAUAAAUUUAUUGAAUUAAUUUUUUUUUACACUUUAACGACACAAUUAUCAACUUGAGUAAUUUUCCUACUAGUGCGGUGUUAGUCAAAACUUAUAAUCCGUUUUUUUGUGGGUUGCAAAUCAGUUUUUUUCUAAAAAUAUGGCAAAAGUUCAACUGUGUAAUAUUACCGUGAUGGAUAACCCUAGCCCAUUCUUAAACCCUUUUCAGUUUGAAAUUACUUUCGAGUGUAUAGAGGAACUUAAAGAAGAUUUGGAAUGGAAAAUGAUAUAUGUUGGGUCUGCAGAAAGUGAAGAGUAUGAUCAAGUUUUGGAUUCCGUGUUUGUAGGACCUAUUCCAGAAGGUAAACAUAUGUUUGUAUUCCAGGCUGAUCCACCAAAUGUCUCGAGAAUCCCAGAGAAUGAUGCCAUCGGGGUAACAGUAGUAUUAUUAACUUGUUCCUAUAGGGGUCAAGAAUUUAUUCGAGUAGGUUAUUUCAUCAACAAUGAAUAUAGUGAUCCGGAGAUGAGGGAAAAUUUGCCCAGCCCUCCACAGUUCGACAAGGUUAUAAGAAAUAUAUUGGCAUCGGAACCUAGAGUAACAAGGUUUAAAAUCAACUGGGAAGAAACGAAUCCCCAGGAGAAUGGCGCAGCUGUAGAACAGCCUGGUCCUGGCACCUCUUCUACCACUGAAACUGAAAAUAAUACCCCUGUAGAUGUCCCAGCGUUCAAUGAAAACUCAAACUCUUGGGCCACAAUGGAAUGUUCUUAAAAUCACAGAUCUUUUGUGUAUAUAGUUAUCGUAAUUUCUAACUCGUAAUAAUUUUGUUUUCAUAUCUUUGAAGAGAAAUGGUAUAAUUUAUCUGAAUAUUUUUUCAAUACCAAAAAGUGGAUGAAAUAUACCAUUUACAAUUUAAAAGGAUCAUCAUUUCAACUCAUUUUCUGUAAGUUCGAGCAGCUGGUGUUUCUCAAAUAACUUAUAUCCAAGUCUUCAGUGGAUUUUGUUUGAUGAGGUUUAUUUUCACCAACACAUUUUGAAAAAAAAAUACGUUAAAAGAACAAUGUUGAAAAUAUAUCGAUAAUAAUUUAAAUUUGAUCUUUGACAAAUGGUAUUUGUUAGCGAAACUAACCUAAUUUUUCAUUUUCAAAACUCCAUUGUUAUUUAUAUGAAAUUUAGUAUAAGUAUUAUAAGUGUUUUCUUAUGAGGUUUUUCAAUAAAAGU